UGAUAAUAUAAUUGCUAAUAAUGAGAGAAACUGAACUAGCCAUGCCUCCCCCUUUACAGCACUCUGAGGAGCAGCCACAGCCAAAGACUACAAUCAUCGUCGAAACACCUUUUUAGAAUUUAUUUCAUAAUAUUUAGUAAUGCAUUAGUGUGGAAGUGUUUAGUUGGACAUGUGUGCCACAAGAUCAUUGGUCAGAUGCUUCUGCUUAGUGAAAUGCUGACAUUAUUUGUGUUGACCAGUGUCUCUGGUCUUUUCUUCUUCCAAAACUAAGCAGUUUGCAGACUUUCACAUGGUUGAAGUUCUGAUUGUAUUUGCAUGUAGUUCAGGUUUCAGGAUCAGUUUUUCUCGUGUGUUUGUCCACCUCUCUGUCGUCCCCUGAAGCCCGUCUGCUGGGAAUGAUUACAGUGGUUGUUGUGAUGCUGCAGUCAGGAAUGGACCAGUCUGCCCGGCUCUACCUGAGGCCCCUCACCCUGAUCACCUGUGCCGUGGUGGCUGGGUGCAGGAGGGAGAUGAGGAGCCACCUAUGAGAUAAUCUUCCUGCAGGUGAACCACAUAUCUCCAGGAUCGGGUCCAUCGCAGGACUCCUGCUGAUGAAUUCUGGAGUCAUAAAGCGAACGUAUCCCACAGCAUGAGACGCAUGUGGAGCCAGAGCUCGUCAGUGGAAACCCAGAGGCAGCGGCGGUGGGCGGGGUUAAACCACAUCUGGAUGAAAAACAUCUGGACUUCUCCGUCUGUCUCUGCAUACAUCAGAGUGUCUCUGCGGAAACCGGGACCGAAAUCCGACCGACGGACCGAGCGAUCGCCUGUGUGUUCCGGUUGACUUUACCCGCAGAUGAUGGCUCGGCGCUGGACGUUUCGGACCGGGCUCGUCGUCCUCCUGACCGUCUGGCUUCCGGUUGCUGUCCAGUCCUUCACCCACCUGAACUCCAACCUGUGUAAGUGGUGUGAGGUGUCCAGCCCGGUGUGCAGAGACAGUGUGUGCUUCAGUAACUGCACCCUGUCCUCCUUCUGCACCGCCAUCGAGGAGAUCUGCAUCGCCAUAUGGAGAAAAACCAACGACACAAUGACGGUGCACACGAUGUGUCAUAACCCCACUCUGCCACUAGAGGGUGUUGACCCCGGCCUCCUGCUUAACUUUACCUCCAGGGAGUGUCGCAUGGUCCCACAGCCUGCAGAGGACGGCGCCAUGAUGGUCUGUGGCUGCCGGGGAGAACACGAAUGUAACAACGAACUUCUCUUUGACAAGGGAGCCAAUGGAUUCUCCAAGCUGCAAAGUAAAGACGUGAUCCCAGUGGUGGUGGUUAGUUUGGUGCCUCCUGUCCUGGUGGCAAUAGUUGCCACUGCCACCUUCUACUUCUACCGCACUCGCCGCCCCAACAAACCAGACCCUCCUGCACGCCCUGACUGGCCCACAAAACGCACCUCGGAGCUCUACCAGGCCUUUGACCUUCCAUGUGGGGGUCUGGGAGCUCAGGGAGAGGUUAGAGGAGGAGGAGGAGGUGUAGCCCCGGGUCCUGAGGCUGAAAAUGAGGAGUCUAAUGCCAAGCAUCCCAACAGUGAUAACAUCAGCAACAUGACAGACUGGCAGGGCCAAACUGUUGAACUACUGCCCAUCAAGCUGGAGGUCCUGGUGGGGAAGGGGCGCUUUGCAGAGGUGUGGAGGGCAUGUCUGCUGCAAGGGGAGAAGGGUGGAGUCAACUGUUAUGAAACUGUGGCGGUGAAGGUGUUUCCAGCUGUAGAGUAUGCCUCAUGGAGAAAUGAGUGCUCAAUCUUCUCUGACCCAAAGAUGGAGCAUGACAAUGUGGUUCGAUUCCUUGCAGCCGAGGAGAGGGGUCUGCCUGGCCACGCCCUGAGGAAGUAUUGGCUGGUUUUGGCCUAUCACAGCCUCGGGAACGUGCAGGACUUCCUCACAGCAAACAUACUGAGCUGGGAGGAGCUUGUUGCCAUGGCAGGCAGUAUUGCGAGAGGGUUAGCUCACCUUCAUAGUGACAGAACACUCAGUGGGGUACCAAAGGUGCCGGUUGCCCAUCGGGACCUAAAGAGCAGUAACAUUGUGGUAAAGAGCAGGAAGGAGUGUGCUCUGUGUGAUUUUGGACUGGCGUUAAGGCUGGACCCGUCCCUUACUGUGGACGACUACGCCAACAGUGGACAGGUGGGUACAGCUCGCUACAUGGCUCCUGAGGUCCUUGAGUCCAGGGUGAACCUGGAAGACCUUGAGGCCUUUAAACAGAUGGAUGUUUACUCCAUGGCUCUGGUUCACUGGGAGAUGGCCUCCCGCUGCCACGCCAUCGGAGAGGUGAAAAGCUACGAGCCAGCAUUUGGCUCCCAGGUUUGUGAGCAGCCCUGUGUGGACAGCAUGAGAGACCUGGUGCUGAGGGACCGGGGACGACCAGACAUCCCCUCGACGUGGACGCAGCACCAGGGGAUGAGCGUCUUCUGCUCCACCAUCACUGAGUGUUGGGAUCACGACCCGGAGGCCAGACUGACGGCUCACUGCGUGGUGGAGCGCUUCAGUGCCCUGCAGCAUGAGAGUGAGGAGAAGGGAGGAGCACAGGAGGAGGAACUGAGGCAAGAAGCUGACAGAGACAAGGACUCAGAGGCACCAGACAAUGACCAGAUUCCUUCUGUCUCCGCUCCUACAUCCUCGCCCUCUUCGUCCUCCUUCAUCCAGGGUGCCCAGCCGGACACAAAGAGAGGUGACGCAGAGGUUUCCCAUGAUUCCCUGGGUCGCACUGGCUCUGUGGUGUGAACAGUAAGUCCUGGGUCCUCCUGUUGCUGGCUGUGUUCACACUGCCUGCUGGAACAGGCCUGUAGAAACUGAUAAGUGAGCUGUAGUGGCAGAUGAUGGCCUCGUUGCACUCGUACGGUAAUCAUUUCUGUCAGGGUGUGACUCCCACUUUAGCUGCGUGGCUUCCAGCCUGAAAUAUCUCCACAAUUCUUUCUCCAAAAUUUUUUACAGACAUUUUUUGUGCCCCGGACAACAACUCUUCAUGACUUCACCUAUGACGCCACCUGCAGGUUCGCCUUUGUACAUGUAAGUGAAAUGUCUGUGGGACGAGGACAACAAAUACAGAGCCCUCAGGAGCACCCGUGGGAACUUAUUCCACAAAAAGUGUGCACAGCAUAUGAUGUUUGUCACUUUAAAGGAUAAUGAAUAAUAAUAAAUAAUAAAUAAAUAUGCUGAGGCUUUUGUGAAACCCCAGCACGGAUUGUUAAGGGUUAUUGUUCAAAUUUAGAGAGUGAGAAGGCAAGACAGCUGGAAGGGACCACAUCUUACUGUUUGGAUGUUCUGUUCAGUGCCGUGAAGCUGUAAGAGAUGAGCGAUUCAACAGAACUGGAGGGGAAAUGAAAGCAAGAGAGAAAAUUUAAAAAUGCUGACCUCAUCAUGUUGAUGCCGUGUGAAAAGCCAGAGGAACACCAAAGUUAUUACAGUUGCUCCUGGGGGGGGAUCUGAACCACAUUUCUUCACAAUCCGACACAUGGUUUUGAGACGUUUCAGUUUGGACAAAAGUGGUGGACAAAGUGUAAACCCACUGUGACGUCACACAUUGGUUUGGGGACUGCAGCUGUCAUCAUCUUGACCGUAUCGGGACACAGGAGGAGCUGGGGACGACAUCCUGUUGGGAUCUGACUGAGAACCCGAGGAGACACCGUUGUAGCGACCUGUCAAUCACAAGGUAACCCUGUCCUAAAGCGUCCUCUGUGGUCUGUUUGACUCUAAAUGGGAACAUAACCUAAACUAGCAGCUGAAGCCAUAAGCCCAGUGGGAAGAAGGCUCAUUUUCCCACAAGCUUCUCAGUGAAUUCGCCCCCUGCUGGACAUUAAAGGCUUCGCUUUUCAGACCUUGAAGCUCCGUCCAGUGAUCGUCCUUUCUGGUUAGCUGUCUCAGUUAUAGUUCUGCUGGCAGAGAUUCACGCUCAGAUUGUUUUUUGUUUGUAUGAAAAUGUUUAAUUUUGUGGGAGCUGGCCUCCAUUUUGUUGUGGUAUUAUUCUUUAAUAGCUACUGCAGUGACCAUUACUUAUAUCUACUAUUUCCUGCCCUGUUGAGGGUAUUUGUCUCUGGUUUAGCAUCUGUCCUGACUCUACACGGUGAAGAAUUGGUCUGAUUUUCCUUUAUUUAAUAACAAAAUCCCUGCCAAAGACCUGUGAAUCAGAUCUCACACGAACACAAACAUGCACAUAAUUAUAUGUAAUGUUGUUGUUGUUGCCAAGAUGUAAAAAUGGAAAUCUUCCAAUCUUCCAAUCCAAAGACGGAUUCAGUGACUGAAAAUACUUUUCCAUCCAACGUGAAACACAAACACAGAAAACCACUAUGGGAUGGAAAACACAGUGUGUCCAAACUAUGUUGUUCAUUUUGUAAUAAAGUUUGUUUUCUGUAAA
Messenger RNA from Scatophagus argus, 4379 nucleotides. RefSeq names its product transforming growth factor beta receptor-like (gene tgfbr2l). Gene Ontology annotation, molecular function: metal ion binding; SMAD binding; activin receptor activity. The record is from RefSeq and is a predicted model, not a curated record. The coding region runs from base 833 to 2749 and encodes 638 amino acids. The transcript has 10 exons. Gene Ontology annotation, cellular component: signaling receptor complex; plasma membrane. Lineage: Eukaryota; Metazoa; Chordata; Actinopteri; Scatophagidae. Gene Ontology annotation, biological process: heart development; protein phosphorylation; cellular response to growth factor stimulus.